This is a messenger RNA of Pseudomyrmex gracilis, 2205 nucleotides long. It is a transcript of the gene ref(2)P, whose product is annotated as protein ref(2)P. The record is from RefSeq and is a predicted model, not a curated record. Bases 217 to 1647 code for a protein of 476 amino acids. The transcript has 4 exons. Gene Ontology annotation, molecular function: K63-linked polyubiquitin modification-dependent protein binding; protein kinase C binding; zinc ion binding. Gene Ontology annotation, cellular component: amphisome; aggresome. Lineage: Eukaryota; Metazoa; Arthropoda; Insecta; Hymenoptera; Formicidae. Gene Ontology annotation, biological process: aggrephagy; mitophagy; endosome organization.
GUGUGUAUUGCGCAUUGUUGCGCCGCCAUGAUAAAUCGUAUGUAAAUAUCGAUCGCGUAUAAAAGCAAGUGACGAUCUCGUUGGCUCAUCAAAUAAGAACAAACCUUCACGGAGUGCGCGUCGAUUGUGCGACAUUUCCUCGAUAUCGUUUGACUUCCUUCGACAUUCCUUGAUUUUCAACAAUUAGUAAAGCGUAGUGACAAGAAGCUGAAGAAAAUGUCCAAGCUGAACUUCAAAGCGUAUUUGGUAAACGAGGCGGAUCCGUCUAGCACGGAAAUACGCAGAUUCUGCAUCGACGCCGAUGUCGCGAUAAAUUUUUUGUAUCUGCGUGAAAAGCUGCAAAUUGUGUUCCCGGAACUGCGAGGAAAACAUUUCAACGUUAUGUGGAAAGAUGCGGAAAAGGAAAAUAUUAUUAUAUCAACCAAUGAGGAACUGGAGAUUGCACUGGAUGAAACAUCCCGAAACGAAACUUCUACCUCCCCUAUCCUGAAACUGUAUAUUGUAUUACAAGCUGAGCGAGAACCACUAGAUAUGUCACAGUUACAAAAAGUACUGCACCCUGGUGUGGUUUGCGACGGAUGUAAUAAGGAUAUACAUGGUUUUCGCUUUAAAUGCAUGCAGUGUCCAGAUUAUGAUCUUUGCACUGAAUGUAUGAUGCUUGGAACACAUGCGGAACAUUACAUGGUUCGUAUGACAGAACCAAUUAAAUGGUCCAGUCGUGAAGGUCGUCGACUCUCUCAUCGUGUGCGAAGUUUCUUGAAGAAACAUUGCAGAGAAGAACACAAGUCACACCAUUCUGGUCAUUCUUUUCAUUUUGAUGAUUUUCUUGGUGGUGAUCAUGGCCGUCACUUUCCUCGUUGGGGCUAUAUAGACGGUACAUUUUCCUUUGGCCAGAGACUUUUUGAUUGGUCCGCUGAGGCUGCAACCGAAGCAACGGAAGAUUCCCAAGAUAAUAUCACUUAUCUUCCGCGCCACAAUCUUGUCAUCAUAGAUAAUCGCAAACCUGCUGCUAGCAGCAGCAACCAGACCGAGUCCAAAACAAAGUCGCCAAAACCUGAGAAACGUACUGCUUCCUCGACACAAGAAACGUCCAUUAAAAAGUUCCCAGGUGAGGGAAAGAAAUUACGUGAUGACAUUGGAGAUAAGAAGGCUGCUUGUUCGACGAAUGACGCAUCACAGAAAGAAGUGUCAGCAGCCACAACAGUGGCAACAACUACUGAGGCAGCGACAGAAACGACAUUAGCAACAGCGUCGACGUCAGCGACAGCGUCAACAUUAACUCCUACAGCUCCUACUGAACAAGCGUCCGAAGCAGAGGAAUGGACAAUGGUGCAACGCGAAGGUCUCGUCAGUCGCACGUCAUCUAUUUCAUCUUCUAGUAACGGAACUACACCUAAUCUGGUUACGCCACCCGAACCGACAGAACAAGAGAAAACAGAACCGUCGAAGCAGAUCUACCCAACCUUACCGCAAGAAGUAAAAAAUGAUUUCUUUCAUCCUAAUCCCAAGAUUCAACGUGCUGUGGAGACGAUGAUAAACAUGGGAUUCUCCAACGAGGGCGGUUGGCUCACCCAUUUGUUGGUUUCGAAAGACGGCGAUAUUGGCAAGGCGUUAGACGUAUUACAACCGGUGCGAUUUAAUCAGUAAAGCAGAGCUAAAAUUACUGCAUAGUAUAUAGUAUGUAAUACAUGAUGACAAACGACGAAUAUUAUUAUAACCAAUUAUUUUGUUUCUUUUUUUAGUUCUAGACUGGGAAUAAUAGUAACUGUAAUGGUAAUUACAAUAAAUUAUCGUAAUCGAUCACUAAUCUUUUUUUUUCAAUAGUUAUAGAUGAUAAAUAUGGUAAAUGGUAUUUUUAAUAAUAAUUAAAAAGUACCACGGUUCAUAAAUUAUUUAUCGUUUUUUAAGGGUUGAAGACAUACGUAAUGUAUUCUCUUAAUCAUAGUUAUCGAUUAUGAUGCUCGUAUGCAAUGUAGCUCGAGCAAAAGAGCAUCAUGUAUGUAGCAGACUUGUACGUGUGUGUACAACAUACAAAAUGCAUAUAAUAUAGAUAAGCAAGAUCCACGCUCCUGGAGAGAAAGAAACAGAUAUAAUUUUGUAUUACUAUUUUGACGUAACGGAUAUGUAAUUUUUCGCAGUGUAUUGUUAUGACUUGGGUGUUGUACUCGUUAUGUUAAUAUAAAGUUACGCAUAUGUGAAAAAUUA